Messenger RNA from Dictyostelium purpureum, 372 nucleotides. RefSeq lists its product as uncharacterized. The annotation marks the transcript as partial. The record is from RefSeq and is a predicted model, not a curated record. Lineage: Eukaryota; Evosea; Eumycetozoa; Dictyosteliales; Dictyosteliaceae. The transcript has a single exon. Gene Ontology annotation, molecular function: monooxygenase activity; heme binding; iron ion binding.
GCUCCAUUUGCAAUUCCACAUAUCUGUUCAGAGGAUACUAUAGUUAAUUUUAAUGGUCAUGAUUAUUUUUUCCCAAAAAAUACACAAAUAAUUCCAAAUCUUAAUGGUGCUAAUAGAAAUGAAAUCGAAUUUGAUGAUCCAAAUACAUUUAAUCCAGAGAGACAUCCCUCUUCCACUGCAUCUCAUGUUUCUUAUUCAUCAGGUCCUAGAUCUUGUCCAGGUGAGAAUAUGGCAGAUGAUGUUUUAUUUAUUGUCUCUACAAGAUUAUACAAAUAUUUUAAAUUUGAUAGAACUACAAACCAACUGUAUGAUGAAUAUGGAGUCUUGACAAAAUCCUUAACCCCAAAAGACUAUUUAUCAAAAGUAAGUUAA